AUGAUCUCUCAUGCGCUUCUGUUCGGUGCACUGAGUGCCAGCGCCGCGUACGCUGCAUUGUAUGACAACACCUCUGUUGCGAACCGCACCUGUGGAAACAAGCCAAUCACGUCGUGCUCUUUGCAAGCGCUCGACGUCGGCAAUGUCGAUACGUGCUGCACCGAGACGUUUGGCGGCUUGCUCGCCUCUACCCAGUUCUGGGACACGUACACGGGCCGCGAAGAUGCAAACCAGCUCCUGCCGCAGGACCAGUGGACGCUGCACGGUCUCUGGCCAGACUUUUGCAACGGAUCCUUUACGCAGUACUGCGACGCUGACCGCCAGUACGACCCCCAUCCGAGCCCUGCGGAGGUGAAUGGCCAAAAGGUAUUGCCGUACCAAGGCCCAUCGGUUGACAUCAUGCUUAAAGACUAUAACGCAACGGACCUGCUCGCUUGGAUGGAGAAGAAUUGGGUUGCACAAAACCAGCCGAGUGCCGAGUUUUGGGCGCACGAGUUUAGCAAGCAUGCUACGUGCUUCUCGACGUUUGACGUUGCGUGCUACGGCAAACACUACCGCAAGCACGAAGACCUAGUCCAGUUCUUUGAGACGGCGAUCAAGUAUUUCAACAGCCUGCCUACGUACAAGUGGCUUCAGGAGGCUGGUAUUACGCCGAGCAACACGACGACCUACUCGUUGAGCGACAUCUCCGGCGCGCUCGCCGAUGCGUACGGCAAGACUCCCUACCUUGGCUGCAGUGGCUCUCCGUACAGCGAGACAGAAAAAGGCAGGAACAGCAUGGACCAUGGCCGGACCGUGCUAAACGAGGUGUGGUACUUUAGCCAUGCCAAUGGCCGUCCUCAGGAGCACGAUAUCGAAAAGGUGGAUUCUGUGACAAAGACGAACUGUGCAAAGAGCCCUGGCGCGAUUCAUUACUACGAACGUGCUAAGAAUAGCGUGCGUGAAAAGUAG
This is a messenger RNA of Malassezia vespertilionis, 951 nucleotides long. Its product is annotated as ribonuclease T2. The coding region runs from base 1 to 951 and encodes 316 amino acids. The record is from RefSeq and is a predicted model, not a curated record. Gene Ontology annotation, cellular component: extracellular region. The transcript has a single exon. Gene Ontology annotation, molecular function: ribonuclease T2 activity; RNA binding. Gene Ontology annotation, biological process: RNA catabolic process. Lineage: Eukaryota; Fungi; Basidiomycota; Malasseziomycetes; Malasseziales; Malasseziaceae.